AUGCAUUACCAUUCAAUGCUACUGAAGCAGUGGACACCAAAGAGAAAAACAAAGUAUAGUCGGAUAGAAUCAAAAGGCUCGCAUGAAACUGUUAUUCCUCUAGCAGUUGGUUCAGUUCUGGUUGCUACUGACAAAAUCAGCACGCAGCCAUUUGAUAACUCACUGAUUCUGAUUGUGAAGGCAGAUCAAAAUACAAGGGUUAAAGGUCUCAUUUAUAAUAAACCUAUCAGGUGGGACUCUCUUGAUGAUGUAGACAAACAAGGGUUUGAACUGUUAAAAGAGGCUCCUCUUUCAUUCGGUGGUCCGCUUAUAAAACGCGGUAUGCCUCUUGUCGCCUUAACAAGAAGACCUAUCGAUGAAUACCCAGAAGUUGCUCCAGGGAUCUACUUUCUUGAUCAAUCAGCCACAGUUGGUGUAGUUGAACAGCUCAAGACGGGAAAUCAAACGAUAGCUGAUUACUGGUUUUUCUUGGGGUUUUCAAGUUGGGGUUGGGAUCAGUUAUAUGAUGAGAUUGCUGAAGGAGCUUGGAAUAUAGUUGUGAACAGCACAGGAGUUUUAGAAUGGCCCUGA
Messenger RNA from Mercurialis annua (annual mercury), 570 nucleotides. RefSeq lists its product as uncharacterized. The record is from RefSeq and is a predicted model, not a curated record. NCBI's taxonomy places the organism in Eukaryota, Viridiplantae, Streptophyta, Magnoliopsida, Malpighiales, Euphorbiaceae. Bases 1 to 570 code for a protein of 189 amino acids. The transcript is spliced from 2 exons.